ACAAGGAGAAGCCCAGUAACACCACUUUGUUGUAGAAUGCCAGUUUUCAAGGGGAUUGGAAAUUGUCCUGCAGGGUUAGUGGGGCCAGGCCCUGUGGGCAAAGGGCUAGUUUGAGCCAGUGGUUGAGAACAGUCAUCCAAACUUUGGCCUCAACUUUUAUCAUACCAGUUUCCAAACGUAGAGUGGCAGUGGAGACACAGCAAGGUACUUGUAAGGCCGCUCUUAAGAAUUGAGAUUGGACAUGCUCCAGUGCAGCAAGAUUGGAGGAGGAUCCUGGGUGGGCUCCAUAUAGUAAUUGUGCCAGCGGCUUGGUGGCCUCAUAUAGUUUUAGCACUGCAGGUACGUAAUGGCCAGCUCCAGUCCAAAGGAACCUCAAGAUGGCAGCAGAGCUCCUCUGUGCCGUUAGAACAACGUGGUCACAGUGGGCCUUUCUUGAGCCAGAGGCAUGGAGGACCACCCCCAGGACUGGAUUCUCUCCAUCUCUAACUGCUUUUAUAGAAUGAUGAUCCAUCAUCCACAGUAGGCAGCUAAUUGACAAUCCCGAAGUUCCCUGUAAAGAGAAUUUUGUAACAUGACCUCUGCAAUUGAGGAAAAAGAGCUCCAGGAAAGACUGAGAGAAGCGUCUGCUUUGGGGGAUAUUGAAGAAGUUCAGCGAUUGGUGGAAUUCGGAGUGAGUGUUAACUCUCAAAACGAGAUAAACGGCUGGACUUGCUUGCAUUGGGCCUGCAAACGGAACCAUGCUCAAGUGGUCUCAUUCCUGCUGGAUGCUGGCGCUGAUAAGGACAUCCUCACAGUUAAAGAAGAAAGACCAGUCCAGUUAACGUCAAAGAGGGAAAUUAGGAAGAUGCUGGGAGUGGAAGAUGCUGAUGAACUUCUGGAUGAGAAGAAAGAUUCUGCCUUGCCCAUUAUCCCCAAUUACUUGGCUAACCCACCUUUCCCUUAUGUUUAUAACUCCAUGAGUAGCAGCACUACCAGCACCUCAGCUUCCUCUUUGAAUGGAAGACUUUCCCCUUCUUUAGAACAGCACAAUGAGGACAGCACUGUCUCCUUAUCUCAAGUUCAAGCGGCUGGUACUGCUAUGAUACAACAUGACAUACCUUCUCCUGUAGGUUCUGAUGGGAACAUGAGGAGGGCAAGCACUGUGGAAUGCCCAGAGCCUGUAGUCCAGAAUGGUCACAGUGGUCAGAUGCCUGUUCCUCCAAGUAGGAUUCUUUCUUCCCCAGCUGCAUCUAAACAGCCUGAAACUCAGCAACAGAAUGGCUCUUCUGCAGGACCUGUUGCAACAUUUCAACCCUUUUUCUUCACUGGAGCAUUUCCCUUCAGUAAUAUGCAAGAACUGGUGCUUAAAGUCAGAGUUCAAAACCGUACUCUUAAAGAGAACGACUUCAUUGAAAUUGAACUGGACCGACAGGAACUGACUUACAAAGAACUGCUCAGAGUGAGCUGCUGUGAGCUGGGGGUUAAUCCAGAGCAUGUGGAGAAAAUAAGAAAGCUUCCAAAUACAGUAUUAAGGAAGGACAAAGAUGUCGCAAGGCUUCAAGACUUCCAAGAACUGGAGCUGGUUCUAAUGAUAAGUGAUAAUGACUUUCUGUUUAGGAAUGCUGCACCAACGUUGACUGAAAGGCCUUGUUAUAAUAAGAAAGCAUCAAAGCUGACUUACUAACUGUUCGAAAGAAAUGCCUGUCACUAGUAUUUAACAGUUAAACCUAGAAUUUUUAUAAGGGCUAAUAUCCUCAAAUUCUACUUUACCUUGGAAGACAGAGUUAACCUGUUACGCAUACUUACUUGGAAGCAAGUUCAUCUGCAAACAAUUCAACUUGUUUUGAGGUAAAUGUGUUGAAGAAGGGGGUGUCACAUGUAGUACCUGCAGUUAAUCUUUGCGUAAGCUGCCAGUAAAUCAUUUCUUGGAUAGGAUAACUAAGAUAACCAAGCAGUGAUAGAAUACUGUCUCUCCCUGCAGCCGUGUGUCUUGUAAGGAAGUUAACCCCCCCUUAGAAUACUGCAGAGUUAGCAGCGCUCAGGGAAAGGCUUAAAUUGUCCGAACUGCUACUUAGGGAGCAGGAGCACUUACUACUGGAGGACAACACACAGAAUGCAUUUAAUGCUUGUAAUUGGAUACUUAGCGUGUAAGAGACUCCUAGUAUAUCUAACUAGAGUUACACAUGUAACUUGAAAGGAAAAUAAGCUACAUUUAGUGGGAAAGAGGAAGGAGAAAUCAGGGUUCUCAAACAAUAGUUAACACUAGCAUAGUGUAUCAAAUGUCUGCGCUGUGGAUAAGUUAUGCUGAUAUAGCAUCCUUUGGGGGAACAGCAUGUUAUCAAUGUGCAAGAUGGAAAUAUCUUGUCAUCUGUGAAUGUCAAGAGGGACUGCCAUAAGUGUCAGAGGGCCAAGAGGGAAGCUUAUCAUAGCUAUCCCCACUGCUACUGUUGGGAGAAGCCACUGGUCAGCUUCCAAAAUGGGGAGAGGGCUAUACACUACAGGGAUGGCAAGAAGAAACUCUUCCCUCCCACCCACCUCUCCUCACCCCUCAGUGGUACGAUGUGUCAUGACAUGCUGGCAGCACCAGCUCAAUCUGCCCAGUCCUUUUAGGCAAUAAAGAGGGGAAAGGGGGAAUCCCACCGUGACUACAAAACAAAAAAUGCAAAUAAUAACCAUACACUGAAAAUAUAAAUAAA
Molecule: messenger RNA, 2675 nt
Organism: Hemicordylus capensis (graceful crag lizard)
Lineage: Eukaryota; Metazoa; Chordata; Lepidosauria; Squamata; Cordylidae
Product: ankyrin repeat domain-containing protein 40-like
Exons: 6
Coding region: 572-1663 (363 amino acids)
Molecular function (GO): protein binding
Source: RefSeq, a predicted model, not a curated record